UUCCCCAAUUUCUAAAAGCUAUAAGUUGUCCUCCUUCAAAAUUAGAAGGGCUUUUGGAUGAGCAAGUUCACGAGAAAACCAUGGCGGAAGAUGAAAGCAAGGAGAAAAUAGGAAAAGAUAGAAGAAAAAAGGAAGAAGGAGAAAAAAGUAAAGAAAUUAGCAAUGUUCAUCUAAUAAUGAAAUGGCUUCAUUUCUUCUUCUCUCCUCCAAUAUUUUGAUUCUGGUAAUAAAUCUGCAACUUAUUAUUCAGUUCGAAUUUGCCAAUGGAAUAGUAAGGCAUUGGAAGCAAACUGACUUUGAGCAGCCUUAGUUGUUCCUCGUUACUUUAUUUGUGAUGGAUAUAAGAAUGAGGAUAGUUGUACUGACCGGAGGAAUUGCUUCAGGGAAGAGCACUGUUUCCAAUCUUUUCAAGGCUCAUGGCAUUCCUGUUGUUGAUGCUGACAUUGUAGCUAGUAACGUUCUGAAGAAAGGAACUGAUGGUUGGAAAAAGGUUGUGGAUACAUUUAGUGAGGAUAUUAUACUGGAUAAUGGAGAAGUUGAUCGUGCAAUGCUAGGUCAAAUAGUAUUUGAUUAUCCUGGAAAACGUCAGCUUCUUAACAGGUGCUGAAUCAACUUAGCUUUGCUCUUGAAACACACUUUCUGAUGAAAGAGACAUAGAAAAAAGCAAAAAAGAUCAUGGCAUAUUCUAUCUCUAGCUCACAAAAUUAGAAUACAAACGUCAUUGUUCAAGGCAUCGGUGUACUGAAAACUAUCGUGACAUAAUGAAGAAGUCUUUUGGAUCAGAUUUCCCAAAUUCACAAGGCAGCUAUGAGCUAUUAUGUGAAAGUAUACAUGUCAAAGACAGCUCCAGCACCCUGGAAAGUAGUAUCAAACUUCAAUGAGAGUGCAACAUUUUUGAGUUUUGAACAAUUGUGAUGUUUGUACCUUUUACAUUUGAUUUUUGAAUUCAUUGCAUGUGCACAUCUUUAAUUUUUUUUUUAGUAUGUGUAGUAUAAGACGUGUUCUUUUAAGGUUAAUGAAAAUCUAUACAUUUGAAUAUU
Capsicum annuum is the source of this 1040-nucleotide messenger RNA. Its product is annotated as dephospho-CoA kinase-like. Lineage: Eukaryota; Viridiplantae; Streptophyta; Magnoliopsida; Solanales; Solanaceae. The transcript has 3 exons. Gene Ontology annotation, molecular function: ATP binding; dephospho-CoA kinase activity. Gene Ontology annotation, biological process: coenzyme A biosynthetic process. The record is from RefSeq and is a predicted model, not a curated record. The coding region runs from base 335 to 607 and encodes 90 amino acids.